AUGUCCGCCCUCCUCUCGCUCCUUGGUUGGAGCUUCCUCCCAAAUCUCGUAACCGGUUGGACCCAAUCCCUCUACUACAGCAUCACCAUCCGGGCGGGCGACCCCAAACCCCAACCCGGCACCCCCCGCUGGGCCGAGCACCGCCUCCGCAUCCACAUCGCCGUGGUCGCCCUGUACCUGCUCUACACCAUCUACGAAGCCGACUACGACCUGCAGCGCGCCGGCACCUACUACACGGACCUGGGCGUGCCGCUGGACGCGACCGAGCGCGAGAUCAAGUCGCGCUUCCGCCGCCUCGCUGCCCUGCACCACCCGGACAAGGUGUCCUCCUCCACGGUGGGGGGCAGUGGCCCAACGCAUGAGGAUAUCAAUGCGUAUUUUGUGCACCUCAAGAUGGCGGCCGACGCGCUGGCGGACCCGGCGAGGCGGUUCACAUACGAACGGUUUGGGCCCGAUGUUGUGGGCUGGAUGCGAUGCAUGACGGCCCACAGCGUCACCCGCCCUGGUAUGCCGCGCGUGCUGGAGCGCGUGGUGAAUCCGUUGUUGGGGCGGUUGGCGGGCCGCCCGCCGUACCUGCCUUUUCAGGCGAUCGCGUUGGCGAGGAAGCUGAGUGUGACGGUGUAUAUUGCGUUUUCCCAGAUCGGGCCACUGCUAGCGGCGGACACGCGGAGUGGGCAGCUGGUGGUGAGCGCGACCAAGGGUGGAGAUGAUGAGAAGGCGCUGAGGGAAGGGUUGGAGAGGUUGGAGGCGGCGGUCAAGCGGUUGGAUGUGGAUACCACGCGGUUGUUGGAGACCGAGAUGGCGCCGUUUGCGGGGACUGAAGAUACGAGGAGCACCAUGUGGGCUAAGGUCAAGGAGUGGCUAGUCCAGAACACGAUCCGCUCGGAUCCCAUGGUGCGGGAUGCUCUGGGGAAGUCGUUCGCAAAGCGCAGGAUGGAAGCGCCGGCAGGGGCUAGGGGGACUAAGUAA
This is a messenger RNA of Chaetomium globosum CBS 148.51, 969 nucleotides long. RefSeq lists its product as uncharacterized. The transcript is spliced from 3 exons. Lineage: Eukaryota; Fungi; Ascomycota; Sordariomycetes; Sordariales; Chaetomiaceae. The record is from RefSeq and is a predicted model, not a curated record. Bases 1 to 969 code for a protein of 322 amino acids.